GGAAAGGUUCCAUGUGGAGGGACGUUCUUCUGCUCCUGGCCGGGGUUCUUCCUGUCCUAGGCUCACGGGGACCUCUUGAUUUACCAAAUUCCAGGGAGAUAACAUCUAAGGAGCGGGACGACUUUGUUCUUAUGGAAUGGGGAUACGACAGAGAAGUCCAGGAGAUUGUCAUCGAGUUACAGACACCGAUCGCCUCCUCUAUAGCUCUGGGUUUAGGCUCCGAUGUAUCUCUGAAUAAGACGGACUUUGUGGUGGCCGGAUGGAACAAACACAAUGAGACAUAUUUCUAUGACGCUCAUACAGAAGGGGAAUGGCCACCGGUGAAGGACAAGUCACAGGACUAUGUACUGCUCGACCUCAGCCGCAAUGAUACUCACUCCAUUAUGAGGGUCUGGAGAAAAUGGUUCACAUGUGAUCGUCGCGAUCAGGAAAUUGAGAAUGACACGAUAAGAGUGAUGGUUGUCAUUGGCGAUACAGAAGAGUUGGAGCUGUCAGAUGACCACACGUUCCGCAAGUCUAUUUUUUUCCUAGAAGUCCUGGAGCACAUAAUGUAUCCUGACAACGUAUUAAUCCACGAGUUCAAACUGACCGAUCAUAUUGUGGCAGAUCAAGAUACGUCCUAUGCAUGUACGUUCCUUCCGAUGCCCAGAGUGUCCAAGAAACAUCACAUUAUAAAGUAUGAGCCAGUCGAAGACCCGGAUACCAUUGGCAUAGUGCAUCACAUCCUGAUAUACGUUUGUGGGAACAACACUAUCCUCAUGUCAGAUGUUGGAGAUUGCUAUGGCAGUGAUUCUAGAUAUGCCCAGUGCAUGAGCGCUACGUUCGGUUGGGCUGUAGGUGGAGAGUCAUUCGAUUAUCCCUCAAAUUGUGGCGUUUCUGUAGGUACACCCGAUGAUCCACUGUACGUCAGAAUCGAAAUCCAUUACAGUAACUUUGAAAAUAAGGAAGGAUUGAAAGAUAGUUCCGGAAUGAGGAUUUAUUACACCCCCGAUCUGCGUCCUCAUGACUGUUCUACCUUGAUGACCGGAAUAUUCACAUUCCCAAUAGAGUUUAUUCCUCCCGGAUCUACAGCAUUCAGGAAUUAUGGAUUGUGCAACACUAAUUUGCUAGAGACCAUGUUAGGUAGACCUAUUCCUGAUCUUACUGUCACCACCUUUCUAUUGCAUGGACAUCUCACUGCUCGCGGGCUGCGGAUAAUGCAUUACAGAAAUGGCACUUUAAUAGGAAGCCUUGGGGAAGACAAGAAAUAUGAUUUCAGUUUUCAGCAAGUCCGAAAUUUACCUAGAGAGGUUACAGUAAAAAUGGGGGAUCAGAUAGUGGUUGAAUGUACAUCCAGCACAAUGGACAGAGAAGGCAACACCUAUGGUGGCCCUAGUACUCUAAAUGAAAUGUGUAUUGGAUUUGUUUUCUACUAUCCUGCCAUACCAGUUGCUUCUUGCUGGAGUUUAAUGGAUAUUCAUUAUGUCACUAAUGCUUUGGGGUUGGAUAAAGCAGAUAGUAUAAUGGACGCUAUUUUGAAUAUUGAUGCUGUUGAAUGGGAUGAUGAAAAAAAAAAAAUUGCCCAGAAGGCCGUCAUGGAGGCACCCCACCUUGCAGUGGUUGAGAAUCGAGAGGGAAGGAGGGUGAAUGAGACGAGUCCAUUACCCCCCAUCUCUCUACCUCCCCCGUUCCACUGUGAGGACGAUACCUUGGAUUAAAAUACAUGGACAUUCCAGUAGGAUUCCAACUAUCUCACGUCUACAUGGAGAGCCUUUAAGAUUUUAUAUAGAUUUUUUUUUUUGAUUUUUUUUUUUUUGUUAAAAUCUAAGUCACAAGUGUAGAGAAUUAAUGGAUACAGGGCUUUGGAUGGACUUCUAGAAGCUUCUGAACAAAUAGUGGUCUCCAACUUGUGGCUCUAGUCUCCAACCAUUUCAGAAAGACAACUACUGGCCUUCAGGGCAUGCUUGGAGUUGUGGUUCAGCAAUGGUGUGAGAAGUAGACAUGACAGUGGGAAAACAUUGUUUUGUGAUGUAACCCAAAACCAGCAAUGUCCAUUGAUGUGCAGAAGUUUUUAUUGAUUAGAAGGAAAACCAAAGCCAUGAUGUUCUCAAUGUUCUGGCUUGUAGGCCACACUGGUCCAUGUAUGUGUAUGGAAGGUUCAUCUAUAUGUCUGUGAAUAAUUGAAAUCCUACUUAUAAAAUAUAAUUCAAAGUCUUGAGCAAAAUCUAUGUGUGGCUGACUGGAAUUUCCCAUUAUCGGAAAUGUGGAUCCAAUACAAUACAAUAUGACAUGGUGCAUUAAAUUUCCA
This is a messenger RNA of Hyla sarda, 2287 nucleotides long. RefSeq names its product DBH-like monooxygenase protein 2. Gene Ontology annotation, biological process: norepinephrine biosynthetic process; octopamine biosynthetic process; dopamine catabolic process. Gene Ontology annotation, molecular function: dopamine beta-monooxygenase activity; copper ion binding. The record is from RefSeq and is a predicted model, not a curated record. Lineage: Eukaryota; Metazoa; Chordata; Amphibia; Anura; Hylidae. Bases 12 to 1697 code for a protein of 561 amino acids. The transcript has 13 exons. Gene Ontology annotation, cellular component: secretory granule membrane.